Apodemus sylvaticus (European woodmouse) is the source of this 4532-nucleotide messenger RNA. RefSeq names its product lysocardiolipin acyltransferase 1 (gene Lclat1). The transcript is spliced from 7 exons. Lineage: Eukaryota; Metazoa; Chordata; Mammalia; Rodentia; Muridae. Gene Ontology annotation, cellular component: endomembrane system. The record is from RefSeq and is a predicted model, not a curated record. Gene Ontology annotation, molecular function: acyltransferase activity. Bases 360 to 1490 code for a protein of 376 amino acids.
GAGCCUGGAGGGACGCAUUACUAAGGCGACGGGCUCGACGCCUCCCCGCUUCGGGAUGAAUUAGCGGCGGGUUCUUCUCACAGGUUGCGACCCCCGUGGAGUCGCAGUCUUGCCCCAGUGUCCCCGCUACGUCGCGCGUUUUCCCCGGCGUGUCCCAGGUGACGGAGGUGUGCCCUAGGUCUAGGUGGCAGUGCCACAGAAGGAAAGAUAGGCCCCAUUGAAGGCUGACUUCGAGUCCAAUUUUUCUUUUUAUUGGCAUUCGCUCUUGCUAAGGGCUGGCUUCCCAAUCCAUGGUUCUUGCUUCUGCCCUCGUAUUGGUGCGAUAACAGGCGUGCUUCACCACGCCCCCUGGCAGAAUCAUGGCGUCAUGGAAGGGGGUUUACUUUAUAUUCUUCCUUUUUGCGGGAAGCUUUCUUGGAAGUAUUUUUAUGCUUGGUCCUAUUUUACCUUUGAUGCUUAUAAACCUGUCGUGGUAUCGCUGGAUUAGCAGCCGCCUUGUGGCUAUAUGGCUCACGCUUCCUGUGGCAUUGUUGGAGACCAUGUUUGGGGUCAAAGUAGUUAUAACAGGUGAUGCAUUUGUACCUGGAGAGAGGAGUGUUAUUAUCAUGAACCACCGGACCAGAGUGGACUGGAUGUUCCUGUGGAAUUGUCUAAUGAGGUACAGCUACCUCAGACUGGAGAAGAUUUGCCUCAAAUCCAGUCUCAAAAGUGUUCCUGGAUUUGGCUGGGCCAUGCAAGUUGCUGCCUUUAUCUUUAUUCAUAGGAAAUGGAAAGAUGAUAAGAGCCAUUUUGAAGACAUGAUUGAUUAUUUUUGUGUCAUCCAUGAACCAUUACAACUUCUCAUCUUUCCAGAAGGAACUGACCUCACAGAAAAUAACAAGGCUAGGAGUAAUGAUUUUGCGGAGAAGAAUGGACUUCAGAAAUAUGAGUAUGUCUUACACCCAAGAACCACUGGCUUUACUUUCGUGGUGGACCGUCUAAGAGAAGGUAAGAACCUCGAUGCUGUCCAUGACAUCACUGUGGCAUAUCCUUACAACAUUCCUCAAACCGAGAAACACCUUCUCCUCGGAGACUUUCCCAAGGAGAUCCACUUCCAUGUCCACAGGUAUCCAGUCGACACUCUUCCCACAUCCAAGGAGGACCUUCAGCUCUGGUGCCACAAAAGAUGGGAAGAAAAGGAAGAGCGGCUUCGGUCCUUCUACCAAGGAGAGAAAAACUUUCACUUUACUGGGCAGACUACAGUUCCACCUUGCAAGUCUGAGCUCAGAGUCCUUGUGGUCCAGCUACUGUCCAUACUGUACUGGACCUUGUUCUGCUCUUCAAUGUGCCUGCUCAUCUAUCUGUACAGCCCUGUUCGGUGGUAUUUUAUAAUCAGCAUUGUGUUCUUCGUGCUGCAGGAGAGAAUAUUUGGUGGACUGGAAAUCAUUGAACUUGCAUGUUACCGAUUUUUACACAAGCAUCCACAUUUAAAUUCAAAGAAAAAUGAGUAAGAUGGUGGCGUUCACCAUGUGAAAACCUAGGGUUGUCAUGGGAAUGUCCGUCUUCGUAAACUGAGAUGAGUUUUGCAUGACUAUGUCAAAUGUUUCUUACUAUCAUCAUUCUUUGUUAAAGGUAUUUUGCACUUAAUUUUGUGGGGGAAAUAUUGCUAUGUUUUUUUUAAAUCUCUGAAUGUAAUUCCAAUGCUGCAUAUGUAGCAGGGAUCAAUCGCUGUGAAUAACUAGGGCCAGAGUAUUAGAAACAAUCACUAAGCUGUUGAGAUGAAAUGCAAGCUUUUCUGAAAGAUUCAGUCUGUUUCUGACAGACUCUCAGCUCAGAGGCAGCCCUGCCCUGUAAACAGCAGCCCCAGUCUAUCUAAGCAGGUGGUAGACUGCCUCCCCCAGGGGACACAGGCCACUCUUCAAUUCUUUUACACCAAUCAAACCCAAAGGUGGAAUUGCCUUGUCCCAAGCUGAUCACCACUGACAGGGAGCCCUCCAUCACUAAUGGUGUCUUGUGCUGAAUGAGACAGAAGAGCCCCUUUCCUCACCUGCAGAUCAACAUCCGCACUCAGCUCAGGGAGCACCUUCAGGCUCUCCACUUGGCUUUUAAAGACAGAAACUGGUGCAGCUUGCUUUUCCCUCACACUCAGUCCUGCCUUCUUGUUGGUUACGAGCUGUAACUUCUUCCUUAGCGUGUACUGGUACGUGUAAAGAUGCAUUAGAAGAACAUCUCUAUUCAGACAGAAGCUGGAAGGCAGGGUGUCCUGUGCAUGCAGGGUGCCUACCUUCUGCCAUUAGAGCUGCAACAAACACACCUGCAGACAGGAAGGCAAAACAUGCCAACUCAGAGAGAACGCUCCCAGUGAUAGCAAAGACACACUCUCUCUUUUUAGUCAUCUCUCAACAAUAAGUUGAAACGCACACUGACCAACUGUCUGCCAAAUAUGCCUAUCAUUUGGAAGCAGUGAAAACAUAGCAAACCAAAAGCAAGCACCCAGUGUCCUGGGUACGAGGCUCCUGUGCCCAUUGUUUGCACUCCAGAAUGGCAUGCCCCCAUCAUGUGCUUGGGGCAGGGGCAGAGGCACAUAAGCUUCCCCCACACCACCCACCCCCGUGCCCGGCAGUCUCAAUGGCUAUCACUGCCCUGUGUACUCAGACAGGAGUCUGUCCUUCCUAGUGAUGCAUCUGUACCUAGUAAGGGCUUUCAGCUUGCCAAGCACAUUUCUGAGAAAGCCCUGUUUCCAACAGGACACUAUUAGCAUAUCAUGGUUAAGUCUGUUUUUUUGACGUUUGUGCAUGUGUUAGUGGGAAAGUGCUAACUGGUACCUCUGAAGAAACACACCAGCCCAUGUUUAACUGCUCCAUCGAAGCUCACUUUAAUCCUCCACACCCGCCCUCAACACAGCUGUUGGACUCUAUAGUUUUUAAGGUUACACACACACACACACACACAAGCACAAUCCCCCCCUCUUGUUUUUCUUUCAUUUAAUGAGAAAGGUUUCCAAUUUUAAGUUUCUCUGAUGGAUCACACUUAAAUGUGGAAAUAGCUAGCAAUCAAAAUUGGAUUUGUUGCCCAGGUAAAAGGGAAAUGCUGUCAUCUUUGCCCACAGUGGCUGGGCUCGGUUAACAGUGCCGUCCAUCUCAUGGGGCGCCCACAGACUCUCUGUCUCUUGUUCUUUCCUUCACCCUCUUCUGAUCAUAGAAAACAUUAAGGUAGAAAAUACCUUAAUUUUGCUUUAUCUACCCCAAAUGCAUAAUACUAAGCCUAGCACUAAAACUAGAGAAUGUGGAUACUCUACUUGCUUUAAGAGAAAUUUCUCUGAAAGGGGAAAAUACCCUUUAAAAUAAAAGUUUUUAAAUUAUAAUUAUUUGCUCUUAACUACACGUUUAACUGUGUUAAAACUGUUUAAUUUAAAAAUACAUAAUGCUUUUGAGCUUGGAACUGCUUUAAGUCAGUACUUGAACAUCAUGUCUAAGCAGAUGUGGCCUAGAUGGUUGUCAGCCCGAGGAAUGCCCCUGCACCCCUUCAGCCAGGACUCAGCACCUCAGUCCUGCUCCAGCAGACCCUGCCCCUGCUCCCUGUGCGGUGAGCCUAAUGGGCGAAGUGCUCAUAGCACUAUUUAGCUAGUUGAUCCCAUUCAAAGAGAUUUUACAUAUAGUAGUUGUGGGUUAUUUAUAAUGUGAAGCAUUUCACUUUAAAAUAUGAACUGAUAUAGAGAGGAACUGCCUGGGUGAUGAGUUCCCACAUUAAACCCAAGGAAUCCUAAACUGGUCAGGCAGCAUGGCAGGGGAGUGGGGAGACCAAAAAUGAAAUAGAAAAGUAUCUGCAAGAGCUCAUUGCUUAAGACGCUCCCUAACAUCCCGCCUCCGCAUGCUUGCAGAGCAAACCCAAGAAAGAACAGCACCCUCCACUUGUGUUCUGACGGUGACCACGCCACUCGCAGACCCUAUGGUGGUACAAGUCAGAAUCCUGCAGACAGGUUCCCAUUUCACCGGCUCUCAAGCCCAACAGAGAUGCUCCAGUACAGUCAGGAUAAAGACUAGCAGAGGGAGCCUGCUGGUGUUAAAUCGUUUACAUUUCUAUAUAUACAAUAAUGUGCUUUCAGUGCCUUAGUUAUGGGUCCCUUUCUUUUUCCUGUUCUAAGAAUUCUAUACCGUGUUCUUAGAUAAAGUCUCUCCUUGUCACUCACCAGGAGGAAGGUGGUGUCCCAAUGCCGGUCAGUGAUUGACAGAAACAAAACAAAACGCUGUGUUGUAACAUGGAGAAGAGAGCUUGGCGCUGAGCUAGUGGCUGCCUGGUUCUCACACAGAGGAAGACAGUUGCUUGGCCACACAAUGAACUUCAGAGUACAUGUGGCCCUAAAGGUGUCUUGUACCUACCUAAAAUUUGUAUUUCAGAGUCUUGGUUUUGGUAACUCCUUUUUAAAAGAUCAUUACAUGGAGGACACCAAGUUUUAAAAAUAACUCACAGAAUGGCCUUAGCUUCAGUGUCCACUGGGAUGUUUGUGACUUACCUGUAAAAAAUGCAUCCAGAAUAAAGUGGAGUGAAUUACA